This is a messenger RNA of Cannabis sativa, 2042 nucleotides long. RefSeq lists its product as uncharacterized. The coding region runs from base 411 to 1598 and encodes 395 amino acids. The transcript is spliced from 10 exons. NCBI's taxonomy places the organism in Eukaryota, Viridiplantae, Streptophyta, Magnoliopsida, Rosales, Cannabaceae. Gene Ontology annotation, cellular component: nuclear inner membrane. The record is from RefSeq and is a predicted model, not a curated record. Gene Ontology annotation, molecular function: chromatin binding.
UAUAAUAACAGAACUUAUUCUCAAAAAAAAAAAAAACUAGUGCAAUCUAAAUUUCAACCCAAAUUUUUUUUUUUAUAUAGAACUAAGGCCACAAAAACUUUAGAAACUCAAAGAAAAAAAAGUUAUAUGAAAUUGUUUUUUCCUUUUUUUUUUCUGACUCAGAUUGUGUUGAUUGAAGUUCUGGUUCCUCAUCGGGAAAAUUACUACUCCCACCGGCCGGAGCUGGAGCUGGAGCUGGCCGAUUCCCCAGCUCACACCGUUUCAUAGCUAAACCACCACCGCCAUAAUACGACUCCUAAAAUUUUGUGCUCGUUUCCAACUCUACAAACAACCCCUUACACUCGUCUCCAUUCCAGGCCUCGUUUUGUUUUUCUCUUCUUUGGUUUGUUGAAAAGAAAAGCCACUUGAUCAUGUCUUCUUCGACUUCAAAGAAUUUGAAGCGCCCCAAACCCAAAGCCAACUUCCAUUCCAAUGCUUUCGAUUCGUCUUCUCCUUCCUCAAACUCAAAGCUCAACUCAUUUCUCUGGGAACCGCCUGAUCAUAUCUUUCCCUCCAAGAACGAUUUUUUCAGCCUUAUUGCUGGUCUCACAAUUGCAGCUUCGGUCGCCCUGGUCUGCCAUUUCUUCGCCAAUUCUUUCAUGAAUACUCACCCUAAACCUUUCUGCGAUACCAAUGUGGAUUACUCAGAUUUUCUCUCUGAGCAUUGUGAACCUUGUCCAAGUAAUGGACAAUGUUAUCAAGGCAAGUUGAAGUGUGAUAAUGGCUAUAGAAAGCAUGGAAACCUAUGUAUUGAAGAUGGGGACAUUAAUCAAACAGCUAAGAAACUUUCGGAUUGGGUACAAUUUCAUCUGUGUGAAUCUUAUGCUCAAUACUUGUGUGGUGGACCGGAGAUAAUUUGGGUUCAGGAGGGUGAUGUAUGGAAUGAGUUAGAUGGGCACAAGCUGAUUGAACAUAUUGGUUCUGACAAUACCAUUAAUAACAUCACAAAGCAUAAAGCCACUGGGAUCAUUGAAAAAGUAUUAGAGACUAGGAUAAAUGUUCAGGGGGUCAAAGAAUGGAAAUGUCCGGAUGCUCUAGCUGAAAAUUACAAAGGUUUUUCUUGUCGUGUACAUCAAUGGAUCUCCAACAACGUGCAAGUGAUUUUGCCAGUUUGUGUGCUGGUUGUGGGAUUCAUUUUGCUGAUCUGGAAAGUCCGUCAGAAGCUAUAUUUGUCGAAAAGAGUUGAAGAGCUUUAUCAGCAGGUUUGUGAUAUACUUGAAGAGAAUGCCUUGAUGUCAAAUAGAGCAAAUGGAGAAAGUGAAUCAUGGGUUGUUGCAUCUAGGUUGCGGGAUCAUCUUCUAUCUCCAAAAGAGAGGAAGAACCCUGUUUUGUGGAGAAAGGUAGAGGAGUUAAUUCAGGAAGAUUCUCGCUUAGAUCGCUAUCCAAAGCUGGUGAAAGGUGAAUCAAAAGUGGUGUGGGAGUGGCAAGUUGAAGGCUCUUUGAGCUCAAAGAAUAUUAGAAAAAAGAGCGAGACGAGCAAGUUGAAGUACACCGAGAACAUGAACAUGUAUUCUGAUCAGCCCCGCCACAGAUCAAAGACCGAGGCACAUUUCUCUUGACUUGGAGACAUUUGCAAUUUGUAAAAAUCAUCAGUAUCUUCUCAAAAUCCAAGGGACAAAGUAAGUAGAAAGGAAGAAAAAGAAAGAACUUAUAUCAUCAACAUUGGCUUUCUAUACACAUGUAUGUUCACGGAUCAUUCUAAUGUAUUUUAACAUAAUCUAUGAUAUCGUUUUGAAAUAUAAGGUUUUGAGCUUAGAGAUUGUUUAGUGCUAGUAUUAGAAUUUGUUAAUCUGAAAUAGAUGAAGUUGUUCAUUGUAGUUACUUAAGAUUCUCUUCUUUCAUUAUCCUUCUUAGUUUUCUCUUUUAUUUCAGUGAAUUCUUAUCAAUAGCCAUUUGGGUUUUUUUGGAUUAGCCAACUAGUAGAAAGAACAAUUAUGUCCAAACUUGACUACCUUCACUACUCAUUUUCUGUCAAUAAAGAACAAUUAUGAUUAUUGGUUAAA